UCCAGUGAAAGAUGAUUACAGAAACACCAAACCCGUGGCCUUACAGUAGCUCGGUUGGUACACCCAUGAAGUGUUGAAAGACAGACCGAACUGCGAAUGCAGAUGCAAAGAUGAUUACAAAGAUUAUAAUCGGCACAUGAGAAAGGCGCAGAAGGCCGCCUGGAAAGCCACGUGGAAAGAUGCUUACGGUCUAAUUAAGAAUGUGACUAUAAAGAGGAAGAACAGGCCGAGGGACAUUCUUACACGCCGAUCCACGAAGCGAGAGCGAGCGAGCGAGCGAGCGAGCGAGCGAGAGAGAGAGAGAGAGAGAGAGAGAGAGAGAGAGAGAGCUUUCUUUUUGGGUUUCGUCCUAUCGUUGUCUUUCAUCUCCAUACGAGGAUAUACUACACAGAGAGAGAGAGAGAGAGAGAGAGAGAGAGAGAGAGAGAGAGAGAGAGAGAGAGAGAGGCAGGCAUGGAUGCGACGGCGGCGGUAUUGGGAGGACAUCUCUCUCUCCCUCUCCCACCGUGCGCUAGCCCAUCUAACAUACUUAGCCAUUCUCAACGACAGCCGAUCAAUGGCAAUAAUGGAGGAGGGAGGUGUGGAGGAGGAAGGAGAAGUAGGCGCUUGGUUGCUGAACGGACCUCGGUCGGUUCCGUUUGUAAACUUCGAUCGGUGCCGUUUGAUACCGUUAGCGUGCACGUGUCACAAACGGCACCAAUCACAUUUCCGAGACAGCGAACUUGUGAUUGCCAGCAUCCGGUUGUCGGAGUGCAGGAGGGUAUGGUGGUGGAGAUGUGUACACGUGGCAAGCUGAGGAGACGCACACGUGUCACAUCCGCUGCUGGUUAUCCUCCUCUUCCUCCUCCUCCUCGUCCUCCUCUUGAUAUGCCUUGGGCGGCGCACAGGCGUUCAUCAUCGAGAAGCUCUUUUGGAAGUCCCGGCUAUGUCGGCGACGAAUUGCUGCCGCAGGGAGCUGGAGCAUUGCAGCAGGAGGGAGUGCAGAGAUCGUCUUUCCUAGCUAUGGUGGACAGCAGGAAGAUGAGGAGGAGGACGAGGAGAGGGAUGAACAGGAUGGAGGCGAAGAUGGGAAGGAGGCCUGAGCCGCUGCCUCGUGUCGUGUCCAAGCUUGGUGGAUAUGGCGGAAGGAAUGGAGGAGUUGUGUGCGCUUCAAGAAAAGAGGGAGGAGGGGAAGGGAGAGAAUCACACAUGGAGGAGGAGAAGAGGAGGAGGAGGAGGGGGAGUGGCAGGGGGAGUAGGAGUAGGGAGAGUCUUAGCAGAUUGGCGGCUAUGGUUGAUGGCGGCGACUGGGUUCUUGUCAGUCAAGAGGAACAAGAGAUUUCCGAAAGGGAGAAGCAGAGAGAUGGUAGAGAGAAAGAAGCGGAGAGAGGAGAGAGCGACACGAGAUCCCAGGGGGAAGCCGUGACCAGUGGCAGAGAAGGACCCGUGGAAGCUCUUCCCGAAGAGGAGCUAUGGUGGCAAUGGAAGCCUAUCCCAGAGAAUCAGAGGAGACCAAGUGAAUGGAACCAGCGAGUCGGGGAUGUAGAUACGAUGAUGGCUGCAGCUAUGGCAGAGACAGGGCAAAUCAAGCUAGGAGGGAAGUACCCGACCUACACAGAGGCGGCACGUGCAAGGGCGAAGAAGACGACUCUCAAACAGGCAAGGCUCAUUAAGGAGGAAGCCGACAGAGAGAGGAAGGGCAUGAUUGCCUAUUACAAGGAAUGGGCGCGGAGAUAUAAUCCUCCACCGGAAGAAGUCGAGCAGAAGUCCGAGGUCGAUCAGCUAUUCGAUUUGCUGUCUGCGCAAACGCGACGUGAAUAUCUGCAAUUUAGAGACCUGGAUCUUCGACUUGAGAAAGACCCCCUCAUCUGGCGGUUGCGCCCCGAUCAGGUCGAACAAGUGUGGGGAGGAGAUCCCGUAUACCCAACCAAGAACUACGAGCAAGAUCCCAAUGCCAUUAUGGACUUCACGAGUCACAAGUAUCACGAGCCGACUCCAGAGCUCGUUGAUCUCUUUAAAGAGAGUGGGAGAAUGCUGACAAGGGAGCAGAUGGAGGAGGAGAAGAAGAGAUGGAUUGCCAAAUCUAAACCGGGAAUUGAUGAGGACAACAGGCUGAAGGAUGACGAUCAGGAGGUACUAGAUGCUGUUGAUAUCGGCGAUGAGGAGGAUGAGUGCACUUAACUGUGAAGCGUUGGAACGCAUCUUAGGGAGGUAAUGUUGAGUCUAGUCCCUGGGGAAAACCAUGUCUUGGUGUG
This is a messenger RNA of Chara braunii, 2234 nucleotides long. Lineage: Eukaryota; Viridiplantae; Streptophyta; Charophyceae; Charales; Characeae. The record is from the annotation of a GenBank genome assembly.